This is a messenger RNA of Monodelphis domestica (gray short-tailed opossum), 3345 nucleotides long. NCBI's taxonomy places the organism in Eukaryota, Metazoa, Chordata, Mammalia, Didelphimorphia, Didelphidae. The record is from RefSeq and is a predicted model, not a curated record.
AGAGGGGAGGGGGGGGGGAGGGCGCAUCUCUCCAGGAGGCGGAGGAGGUGGGGGCAGGACUGAGCCAGCCUGAGGCAGAGACAGAGACACAGAGACACAGAGACACAGAGACAGGGACUGCUAGAGAGAGCUAGCGAAGGAGACGCGAAGCGCGCGACACCGCGCCGUCAGUCCGGGGUUCUCCUAGUGGCUGGUGGAUUUACAAAGCUGGAGUCCGGGCGGGCGCCGUCCUGGCUUCCCGGGAAGUGUCUCCGUGCCCUGGUGCGCGGUGAACUGGACGUCACGGCUAUGCUCGUGGGGAGCCAUCUGGUCGCCGGACCCAGGUGCCGCCCGCGAUCAUGACUGAUGGCGAGAGAAGACAGCCCUUGCAGCCGCUGGCUAGCGACGAGGUCCGGGUGCCCAUCGCGUCGGUCCAGGCAGCCCAGCCUGGGGAGGAGGAAGAGGAGGAUGCGGCCAGCGGCAGCAAGUCUCUCCAGGGCAGCGUGGCCUCGGGGGCGUCCUCUGCCAGGGAACGGGAGCUGGAGCGUGAGCGCGCGCCGGAGCCAGCGCCGGAACCGGUGCGGGAGCCGGAGCCAGCGACCGAGCCCGAACAAGAGCCGGAGCCGGAGCUGGGCGCAGCAGACGAGGAGCAAGUCCCCUACCCGGCUCUGGCAGCCACCGUCUUCUUCUGCCUCAAGCAGACUUCGCGGCCGCGGAGCUGGUGCCUCAGACUGGUCUGUAACCCAUAUCCUUUCCUCCUAGUCCUUAUGCCCCCUUCGGGCUACUACUACAGAAAGAGGGGCGCACAGGGCUCGUGCUGCCUGGCGCAAAGUGGCCACGGCAUCUGAGAGGGAAGGACUGGAGAUGGGAUCCCCUGCCCUCCUUUGGGGAAUGCUCCAGGGACGUAGCUGACUCCCGACCCUCCCUGCCCCUGCCCUGCCAUGCCACUAAAAUUCCUUGUUCCUUCCAGGAUUUCGCAUUUCGGGAGGGACGGGCAGGCUUUGGGAGGUGCUUGGGAACCGGUGCAGUUGUGUGCUUUUUGUAUGUAUCAGAGAAGGUGGCCAUUGGCCUGAGGAACCCACCUGCCAGGGGAGCUUGGGAAAAUUUGGUGUUUCUGAAUGAUUGAGGUAGACUUGGGCCAGUUAGUUAGACUUUGCUGUUUCUCAGCAUCACGUUGCUCUGCUUGAGUUGUUAGAGACCUUGACUCCCUGGAGUAAUGUUGGAGAAGCCUGGUCCCUUGAUGCCCCUUUCUAUGCUGAAGUGAUUUGAAUGGCAGAGCAUUUAUAACUCCAUUCCAUAGGGGAGCUACUGCAAAUGCAUAAUGGCAGUGGUGAUCUCCUUAGUCUUCAAAAAGCGUUAGACUAUUCAAGUAGGAAAAGGAGAGUUUAGUUGCUGUGGUUUCUUUCCACUUCACGCCUCUCUCUUAUUAGGAAACUAGAGAAAAGUGUGUCUUAUUCUAGAGGAUGGGUGGGGGAAAAAUGACGGUUCACCUGUGCAUGAUCAGGAAUCAAUGGAAUGAACGUCUUUAAUACUUACUUGGAUGUCUUCAAAGUCCUUGGAGAAGGAGGAGAAGAAAGAGCAAACCACACAACAGGAUUGGAAGGGGGAGGGGGGGCGGGAGAAGCAUUUAUUUUAAAGAGUACAAAGGGAGGCAGGACUCUCUCAUAAACAUGUAACCGGUUUCUAAGGGGAACUUGCCUGUUUUAUUUUGCAACAAAGAUGGCUCUUUGGCGGAUGGAUGAAAUAGGCUGUGAACCUGUUGUGGUCCAAAUUGAAAAUGCUUAGGACUAAUUCCUGAUUCACAGGGGAACAGAAGAAGACCUCUCAUUUUCCUUUCCCAUCUCCCUAGCUAAUUUUCUCACCAACCAAAGAGAAAUGUUCUUCUUUUCCAGUAGUUGUGACAAGUAGAAAAAUUGAAUUUCAGAGAAAAUGUGAAAAAAAGUGGCAUAUAGAAUUAUCUGUCAUGAUGACCAGGGGAUCUUAAGUCAAGUUUUCCAAAGCUCCAAGCUCUGGCAUAUUAUUUGUUAAUUAUGGAGUGAGAGCGGGGACUGGGACUUUGUGAAGGCAAUAUAGAUUGAACAUCAGCCUGCUCCACUGUACAUGCUGUGGAUUCCCUGGGCAGUGAACAGCAGUUGCCAGGCUCAGUGGAUAUUCCCAGUAUCAGUUCAGACACCCCCACCCCCACUUUUGCAGCCUUGCAUUUCUGAGGCCUGGGUUUAUUCAGGCAGCUGUGCCAUCGUGGUUGCUAGGGGCGUUGGACGUCUCUCAGUUUUUAGUUUGCAGAAAGCUGGAGUGAUUUGGUGUUAAGAGCUGCAAGGCUGGGGUGAAAAAGCCAUCCAUGUUUUCCACACUAACUUUGUCUGUCAAAGUUAGGAAGGCAAGAAGACAUAAGGAUGAGCAAUGUUUGUUUACAUUUUCCUCAACCUUGUGCAUUUUGCUGUAUAAAUAUUAAAUAUAGAUGAGGAAUCAGAGCUCCAAAAAGUAAUAAAAACUAAUGUUUCUCUUUCCUAAAAUCCAAACAUUGAGUGAACUGGAUUCCCUUGGACCCCUCUAAACCAGCUUAUCAAAAUUGAAGAGGAUGAAUUGUUAAGAUCGGGGUAAGGGGCUACUAAUGACAUAUUAUGUAAGAAGGGCAUAGGGGAGGGGUGUGUGUGUGUGUGUGUGUGUGUAACAUAUCUUAAGGGACAUAGGUAUCUAGAGUCUCAAGUGAAUGUGUGUAAAAUGGAGUUUUCUGUGAAUGAAACUUUGCAACCAUUCCCUCUUCCCCUGCCUGAGACACACAUAUAGGACCCUCUUUGAGAAGAGAUGCUUCCCCAUCAGGCUUCUAUGUCAUUGGAAACGAAAAUGGUUCAAGUCACAAUGUUUGACAAUUAAGGGAUAAAAAGGUCUAGGUCCCUAAACCAGCAGAUCAAUGUAGUAGUUGGGAUUAGUCUUUCAGUUGAUGGAAUGAGAUCAGGACCAACAUUUAAUAAAUGUCUCCUACUCAUUUUCUUUCAUUUGAAGGUAUUUGUAAAAAACUAAAGUAAUCAUAAGACUAGCUUGUGUCCUGGUGUUUCUCUCUCUCUCUCUCUCUCUCUCUCUCUCUCUCUCUCUCUCUCUCUCUCUCUCUCUCUCUCUCUCUCUCCAGUCCAAGUUUCUGGCAGUUCUUUUUGUAUGUGUGGGUUUGUUUUGUUUGUUCGGUUACAUCAAUCUUUGCAUCUGAAUUUUAGUUUUCUGAAAGCUAGCCAGAGGAAAAACAUUGUUUGGGGACUGAGUUAGAGAUUCUAGCUAGGUUUUUUUUUAAAUAUAGGAAGUGGAAACAAUACAAAGAAUAUUUCCUUGUACUUAGGUAGGAGGAAGGGAAGGAGAAGGAAAGAAGAAGAAAAA